AUGAAGCCGAAUAUCCACCGACAGUAUUGCAAUUACAUCUCAAAUUUAAUUAAUUCAAGAUCAAAUCCACCACUUACUAUGACCGAUAACGAUACCACGCAAUUCUUAGAAGCCUAUUCGUCUCAUCCGUUAACUUAUCUAACCUUCGCGGAUUUGUAUACAUAUGAGGCGAUUAUUUUAAUCAUUUAUGGUAUCAUGAUUGUCUUUUCGUUUUUCACAAAUUUUAUUGCCAUGAUCAUUUUUCUGUUUGGGCGUCGCUCGCGAUCUGAUCUCUCCCCGUUUUUGCUCAAUCUAUCCGUUUUUAAUAUAAUUAUGACGGCGUAUUGUAUUCCAUUUACAAUAACAUCGGUGAUUUUUCAACGUUGGUUGUAUGCCCGCGAAUUAUGCAUUGUUCUCGAUCUCUUCAAAACGUUCUCAGUAACCGGUGUCUUGGUAACCUUGAUAAUUAUCGCUAUCGAUCGUUAUUGUGCUGUGAGAUAUCCAUUAACAAUGAAAAUUUAUUCCGGAUCCAAACGAAAUGUCAUUGCAUUAACCAUCAUUUGGAUUCUAAGCAUCGCUCUAGCGAUAAUCAAAUCGCCGGCAAGAUCGAAUCCCGUGGAAGAGAAACGUUUAUGGGUUACAUCUCGAACUUCACUAGCUAGUUUUAUCGAUUAUCUCAAGAUUAAUGGUACAUAUUUAUCUGAUACGUCUUCAAUACGGUUGGAUUUUCAGUACAAAAUCGUGGAUACAAUUCAAUGCGUGCCGAAUAAAGGUGCAUCACCCGUUGAAGUUCAACGUACAAUUUUCAAUUUCCUACAAACAUAUUUUGUUCCUCUGUCUGUCAUUGCUUUUGUUUAUCUUCGCAUAGCUGCGAUGUUGUGGCAUCGUUCAACAGAUGGAGCAGGUGAAACGAAUGGAAGCGCGGCAAACAAUAUAUUGAAUACGCAUGAAAGUGUACAAUUCAAAAAAAAAUUAAAACAGGGCUUAAAAAUGCUAGUAGUCGUUGUUAUUCUCUAUGCUGUACUUUGGUUGCCGAUGAACGUAUUCCAAUUAUGCGUUAAUCUUCUGUGUGAUCAAGGAACACCCUAUCAAAAUUUUUGUAGUCGUGGAACACUACUUCAACUUCUAUAUAUAGCAUGUCAUUUUCUUACUGUUUCCAAUACAGCUAUUAAUCCGAUUAUCUAUGGAUUUGCUAAUAAUCGUUUUCGGAGUGACAUUCAGCAAAUAAAAAAUCAUCUUCUCGGUUGUCAAGGCGGUACAUCAAUAUGCUGCACGUCGGAAUUUAGUCGAACGUCAUCGUAUCAAUUGGAAGAUCGACUUCGUGAUAGUAAAAUGAACCAAAGCCUGCUAGUGAAACAACGAAGGUCGUCGAAUACUCGAUUAGAUUCGUCAACUGAAGGCAAAGCAUUUCGAACAGCGAAUACAAAUAUGACAUAA
Molecule: messenger RNA, 1416 nt
Organism: Adineta ricciae
Lineage: Eukaryota; Metazoa; Rotifera; Eurotatoria; Adinetida; Adinetidae
Source: the annotation of a GenBank genome assembly